This is a messenger RNA of Plasmodium malariae, 789 nucleotides long. RefSeq names its product conserved Plasmodium protein, unknown function. The coding region runs from base 1 to 789 and encodes 262 amino acids. NCBI's taxonomy places the organism in Eukaryota, Apicomplexa, Aconoidasida, Haemosporida, Plasmodiidae. The transcript has a single exon. The record is from RefSeq and is a predicted model, not a curated record. Gene Ontology annotation, molecular function: protein binding.
AUGCAUAGACUAAGAAAUAUUAGGAAACUUUCUAAACAAAUAUUUAUUUUAAUACGUCGUAAUUUUACUGGAAAUAAAAACAUAUAUUAUAAUGGACCGAAAGAUACGUAUAUAAAUUCUGGUUUUGAGUUAAAAAAUGAGGACACAGAAAAAUUUAUUGGUUUAAUUAAAGAAAGUUUAAAAUUAAAACUCCUGACUUGUUCAUAUUGUUCAGAAGAUAUAGCUAAACAUUAUUUAGAGCUAGCCAUAUUAGAGCACAAAAAUUUAUUAUUGAAUGAUUCAGAAAAUCAUUAUUUAAAAAGUUAUGAAAUAUAUAAAAAAAUACAUGGAGAGCUCAGUAUUAUGUGUGCCAAUAUUCAGACCUAUUUAGGGGUUGUAUAUAAAGAUUUAGGUAAUUUAGAAAAAUCAGAAAGGUUUUUACUACAAUCUUUAGCUAAUAAAAAACUAAUUGUUCAGGAUAAAAAUUAUUUAAUUAUUGAUACUCUUAACAAUCUUGGUUCUUUGUAUCAAUACAAAAAGGAAUAUACUACAUCAGUAGAAUAUUUUGAGGAGUCCAUAAGAAUAUUAAUAUCUUCGUCCGUUGAGCUAAAUAAGUAUGAACAAAUGGCUUUGUGUUAUUAUAACCUAUCUUUUUCAUACAUAGGUUUAAAUGAUAUAAACUCAGCAAUAACGUGCCUUAUCAGAUCAUAUUCAUAUGCUGAAAAUGUUUUCGGUCCUGAUCAUACCUUAACAGUUAGAAUAAAAAAAUUACAAGAACGUUUAAAAAAUGAAAUCGCUUCUCUGAAAUGA